AUGGCGGUCUCCGUGCAUGCGAUUACUCUCCUCCUCAUAGCAUUUUCUCUAAUCUCACCGUCGUAUUCUGCUACCUGUAACUCACAGACCUUCACCAAUAAAAAGCUUUACACUUUCUGUAACGACCUCCAUUCUCUCAAUUCCUACCUCCACUGGACCUAUGAACCGGCAAAUUCGACACUCUCUGUGGCCUUCAUCGCCCCUCCGGCUAGCCCUGAUGGUUGGAUUUCAUGGGCCAUCAAUCCAACGGGUACUGGGAUGGUGGGGGCUCAGGCCCUUAUCGCUUUCAGAGACUCCAAAGGUGCAAUGACCGUCAAGACUUAUAACAUCAAAUCUUACGGUCCGUUGAUGGAGUCCAGGGUUUGGUACGAUGUUAAGGAGUCAUCGGCUGAGAGCUCUGGCGGUAUGAUCAGACUGUUCGCCACCUUGGUGCUGCCGGCCAAUGGCAAGACUAUGGUGAACCACGUAUGGCAGGUGGGAUCUUCUGUUACGAAAGAUGUGCCAGAUAAACAUGGAUUCCAGCCGGAGAAUUUGAACUCCAAAGGGAGCCUUGAUUUGUUGAAAGGAAAAGGUGGAGGCAUUAGUGAAUCUCGAACCAAGAAAAAGAAUAUUCAUGGGAUACUAAAUGUAUCGAGUUGGGGGAUUAUGUUUCCUCUUGGGAUCAUAGUGGCAAGGUACCUGAAGACUUUUCCAUCUGCAGAUCCAGCAUGGUUUUAUAUUCAUGUUAUCUGCCAAGUAUCUGCCUACGUAAUCGGGGUUGCUGGUUGGGCAACCGGUCUUAAGCUUGGAAGCGAAUCAAAGGGUGUUCAAUAUACUUACCAUGGUACUAUUGGGAUUUCCCUAUUCUUUCUUGCGACAGUGCAGAUUUUCGCGCUAUUCUUGAGGCCGGGGAAGGACCAUAAAUAUCGGUUUUUCUGGAACAUAUAUCAUCAUGGAAUUGGCUAUACAAUCCUCGUCCUUGGCAUAAUCAAUGUGUUCAAAGGUUUAGACAUAUUAAAUCCUGAACAGAAAUGGAGAAAUGCAUAUACUUUUCUGAUUAUAAUGUUGGGAGGGAAUGCUCUACUGCUGGAGGUGAUUACUUGGAUAAUUGUUGUAAGGAGGAAGUCCAAUAAGUCAAACAAAACAUACUACGACAACAGUUCACAGGGCAGCCAUGAACCUUUAUAG
This is a messenger RNA of Fraxinus pennsylvanica, 1167 nucleotides long. NCBI's taxonomy places the organism in Eukaryota, Viridiplantae, Streptophyta, Magnoliopsida, Lamiales, Oleaceae. The record is from the annotation of a GenBank genome assembly.